Porites evermanni is the source of this 3308-nucleotide messenger RNA. NCBI's taxonomy places the organism in Eukaryota, Metazoa, Cnidaria, Anthozoa, Scleractinia, Poritidae. The record is from the annotation of a GenBank genome assembly.
CAUGAACGCGACCUGAAAAUUUCCCAGGAAUUAGGUGACAGAUCAGGAGAGGAGAGUGCGUAUAGCAAUCUUGGCAACGCCCAUAACAGUCUGGGAGAUUUUAAAACAGCCAUAUACUACCAAGAACGUUGCCUGAAAAAAGCAAGGGAACUGGGUGACAGAUCAGGAGAAGCAGAGGCGUAUAGCAGUCUUGGAGAAGCCCAUCAAAAUCUGGCACAUUUUAAAACUGCCAAGGACUACCAUGAACGUCACCUGAAAAUUGUCAAAGAACUAGGGGACAGAUUGGGAGAAGAAAGAGCGUAUGGCAAUCUUGGUAACGCCCAUGACAGUCUGGGAGAUUUUAAAACAGCCAUAGACUACCAUGAACGUUGCCUGAAAAUUGCGAAAGAAUUGGGUGACAGAUCCGGAGAAGGAAAGGCGUAUGGCAACCUUGGCAGCGCCCAUGACAGUCUGGGAGAUUUUAAAACAGCCAUAGACUACCAUGAACGUUUCCUGAAAAUAGCGAAAGAAUUGGGUGACAGAUCUGUAGAAGGAGGAGCCUAUGGUAAUCUUGGCAACGCCCAUGACAGUCUGGGAGAUUUUAAAACAGCCAUAGAAUAUCAUCAACGUGACCUGGAAAUUGCAAAAGAAUUGGGUGACAGAUCGGGAGAAGGAAGAGCGUAUAGCAAUCUUGGCAAUGCCCUUGACAGUCUGGGAAAUUUUAAAACAGCCAUAGACUACCAUGAUCGUCACCUGAAAAUUGCAAAAGAACUAAAUGAUAGGUCCGGAGAAGGAGCUGCGUAUUGCAAUCUUGGAAACGCUUAUGACAGUCUGGCAGAUUUUAAAACAGCCAUAGACUACCAUGAACGUCACCUGAAAAUUGCAAAAGAAUUGGGUGACAGAUCCGGAGAAGGAAAAGCGUAUGGAAAUCUUGGCAAAGCCCAUGACAGUCUGAGACAUUUGAAGAAAGCAUAUGAAUACCAUGAGCGUACCAUGAGCGUGACUUGAAAAUUGCGAAAGAACUGGGUGACAGAUCCGGAGAAGGAAGAGCGUAUGGUAACCUUGGCAACGUCCAUGACAGUCUGGGAGAUUUCAAAACAGCCAUAGACUACCAUAAGUGUGGCUUGAAAAUUGCGAAAGAAUUGAGGGACAGAUGCGGAGAAGGAAGGGCGUAUUGCAAUCUUGGCAACGCCCAUUACUCUUUGGGAGAUUUCAAAACCGCAAGAGACUUCCAUGAACGUCACCUGAAAAUUGCAAAAAAAUUGGGUGACAGAUCUGGAGAAGGAAAAGCGUAUGGCAAUCUUGGAAACGCUUAUGACAGUCUGGCAGAUUUUAAAACAGCCAUAGACUACCAUGAACGUCACCUGAAAAUUGCAAAAGAAUUGGGUGACAGAUCCGGAGAAGGAAAAGCGUAUGGCAAUCUUGGCAAAGCCCAUGACAGUCUGGGAGAUUUUAAAACAGCCAAAGACUACCAUAAAUGUUGCCUGAAAAUUGCGAAAGAACUGGGUGACAGGUUGGGAAAAGGAAAAGCCUAUUGCAACCUUGGCAACUCUCAUCUCAAUUUGGGAGAAUUCGAAAAAGCUUCUGAUUGCCAUGAGAGUUAUCUGAAAAUUGCGAAAAAACUAGGUGACAAAAUAGGCGAAGGAAGAGCGUAUAGCUGUCUUGGCAACGUGCACUACAGGCUAGGAGAUUUUAAAACAGCCAAAGAAUACUAUCAACGUCAUUUGACAAUUGCGAAAGAACUCGGUGACAGAUCAGGAGAAGAAAAAGCGUAUGGCAAUCUUGGUAAUGCCCAUACAAGUCUUGGAGAUUUUGAAACUUCCAUAGACUACUAUAUAUGUCACCUGAAAAUUGCGAAAGAACUGGGUGACACCCUAGGUGAAGGAAUGACGUAUUCAAAUCUUGGUAAUUUUUUUGAAUUACUGGGCCAGAGUCCGGUAGCUAUUGAGUAUUACCAACAAGGUAUUACUUUUUUAAACAAUAUUAGAGAUUGUCCUCAAUUGAAAGACGAGUUGAAAAUAAGCUUACGUGAUCGAUACCAGAGUACAUACGCAGCGCUUUGGCGUUUGAUGUUGACGGAAGGUGAUGUUACAGAAGCUUUGUUCACCGCCGAGCAAGGACGGGCACAAGGUUUAAAAGAUCUUAUGGAACUAAACUAUUCCUUUAAAAGGAGUGAUGCGUAUGGUGGAUCAGGUACAGGAGUCAAAACAGUCAAUGAACUGCUUAGUUACCUUCCUCCAAAUACAAUUUUCAUAGCCUUUGGAGAGAACGAAUUAAUCUUCUGGGUCUGUCAGAGAGGAAAGGAAUUUGAGUUACGAAAGAAACAAAUCCAUUCAGAGAAUGAAGUCGAAACUUUCUUAAAGGAUCUUCUGCAGGUUGUGCAGCAGGAAACUGGAAUAAGCGGUCUUGUGAAGUGUGAGGAUCGAUCACUUGAAUUAGCGGAUAGCCUAGUACUUAAAAGAUCAUCCCAGCAUGAAAAACAAACCCAGCACUUGAACCUACAAAGAAGCGCUUUGAGUUCAUUGUAUGACACCAUCAUUGAGCCUAUUCAAGAUCUUCUUUUGGGCACUGAACUCAUGUUCGUUCCUAACGGUCCACUUUGCAUGGCUCCUUUUGCUGCAUUCAAGGGCCCAGAUUCCAAGUACCUUUGCGAGUCAUUCAGAAUUCGGGUGGCUCCAUCCCUCACAAGCUUGAAAAUGAUUGCGGAUUGUCCAUUAGAUCACCAUCACAAGUCAGGUGUACUUCUAGUUGGUGACCCUUUGACAGAGCUUCCACCGCUACCAUGUGCCAGGAAGGAAGUAGAAAUGAUUGGCAGAAUGCUUGGCAUCACACCUGUACUUGGAACACAGGCCACAAAGGAUGAGGUUUUAGCCCGACUCGGUUCUGUAGCCUUGGUGCACAUCGCUGCACAUGGGAAUAUGAAAACGGGCGAGAUUGCCCUAGCGUCAACAGAAGAUGUGAAAAAAGACAUUUUGACGAUGAGAGAUGUACUGGGUGUUCGAUUGCGAGCAAGACUAGUUGUACUCAGUUGCUGUCACAGUGCUCAUGGUGUGAUCAAAGCCGAGGGUGUGGUCGGUAUAGCACGGGCAUUUUUGGGUGCUGGUGCUCGUUCUGUUUUGGUGUCAUUGUGGGCGAUUAAUGAUGAAGCCACUUUAGAAUUCAUGAAACAUUUCUAUCAGCAUCUUGUGAAAGGGAUAAGUGCUAGUGAAUCCUUGAAUCAAACAAUGAACUGUAUGAGAGAAUCUGAGGAGUUUAAUGCAGUCAAGUAUUGGGCACCAUUCGUGCUUAUUGGUGAUGACGUCACAUUGGAAUUUGCUGUGAACGACUAG